Molecule: messenger RNA, 2975 nt
Organism: Macrobrachium nipponense
Lineage: Eukaryota; Metazoa; Arthropoda; Malacostraca; Decapoda; Palaemonidae
Product: cytochrome b5-related protein-like
Exons: 7
Coding region: 1202-2572 (456 amino acids)
Biological process (GO): lipid metabolic process
Source: RefSeq, a predicted model, not a curated record
CGCUGAAUGACCAAAUGCCAUUGCUUGGCAUUUUGCCUAAAUUUUAUAUUCAAAUUCUAGAAAUCCGACUUAAGUGGUAAAACAAAAGAGAGAGACCAAGCAAAUUAAAGAAGUGAUACCGACUGCCCUUGAGUUGAAUCACGUGUCAAGGACUGGUUAAUAACUGCUGGGAAGUAACAAGUUGGCCGUGAAGCAAUUGAAACAUUAGAAUACUGUGGAAGUAAAACCUCUAAUAUGAACAAGAAAGCAAAAUUAUUAUUAUUUUCAUUAUCACUGUUAUUACUAUUACUAGUGUUAUUUAUAUUACUGAGCAUAGUUUUUUUAAUGGAAGAGAACAAAGGCCACGAACCAGACUAAGACUAGAGAAAGAUGCAUAAACUUUCUGCUCAGUGUGAUCCUCAAAUGACCCCUGUCUGUGACCUUGGCCAAAAUCACCCUUUCAAGAACUGCUGCUCUUAUGACGUGUGAUUGUUCUUAGAUCUUCAAGUGUUCAAGAUAAGAAUGUAUAAUGUCACAGCGCAAGCUGAGGUGAUCGUAUUCACGCGAGUGAAGUCGUUUUUACUCAUAAUAAAAUGGAUCAUGGCUAAUCGCAUGAAGAGAAGUUAAAAUGAAAAUUUAUUUCAAUUAGUAAGGGAAGUUGAAAAGAAAAUGUAUUCAUCUGAGUUAAGUGGCGAAACGGAGGUAACUUGGAAAAGAAGAUGGAACGCAGAAAACAAAUUGGGGAGAAGUAAGUAUUUCGAAUAGAAACUGUAAAAAUGCGGUAAUUAAUUAGGAAGAAAUCAGAAACUCACAGACGAGAAGAAACUUUAUUAAUGAUCAAUUGGAAAAAAAUCCUACAGGAAAUAAAAAAAAAAAACGCUUCCAAAUAUGCUUGUUAACUUCUUUAGUGAACAAAAAUAGAACAGAUAUUAUAUUCCUGGGAUAGCCAAAAAUCAUACGUCUGUCUGCCUCUUGAAACCUCAUAAAAAUGGAAAACUUUAGUGAGAAAUGCGCGUGAGGAUGUCUUAUCUAAUGUCGAGACACGUUAUCGUGACUUAGUCUAUAAAACUUUUGAACACAGAUAGCAAGAAAGUGUCGCGUGUAAAAUCAGCCUUACAGAGCAAGGAGACGGAGUCUUGAGACUCAAAAUGGCCAAUGUAUACAAGGGAAAGUCACUCCACUGAGCCAGAGUUGAUAAACAAUUUUUUGAAAUGAACUGAAAAUGGUCACAAUGGCGCCUUGCGAGGGCUUAGUCCCAGAGGCCAACGCCAAAGAAAGUCAGGAGCGCGACGCUCAUUUUACCAAUGUACCCCCUGGGAAGUUCAAAGACCGGCCCGCGUGCUUCGACGUUGGAAAAACCACAGCUGGAUGGUUGGAAGGGAAGAGGAUAGAUGAUAAUAUAGGGCCAUAUUGGAGGAUUCACAACAAACUCUAUGACUUGACAGACUUCGCGCCAAGGCAUCCAGGAGGCAAAGAGUGGAUCACAAUGACCCAAGGGACUGACGUCACAGAGGCGUUCGAAAGUUCUCACAUAAAGCUGACAGCUGAGAAGAUUUUGCCCAAAUACUACGUUAAGGACAUUGACACGCCCAGGAGUUCACCGUAUACGUUCCACGAGGACGGGUUCUACAGAACUCUAAAGAGAAAAGUGCGCCCAGUUCUAGAGAAAAUCGGCCAGGGACCUAACCGUCAGAUUCUUCUCAUUCAAGAUGGUCUAUUCGCGGGAUUCGUAACACUGACUGUUCUAGCCUCCGUCACAGAGUCUUAUACCUUCGCUGUUCUCGCUGGCUUCGUCCUGGCCAUGAACAUCAUGUGCGCCCACAACUUCUUCCACCAACGGGACAACUUUCGAAUGUAUUACUGGGACUUCAGCCUCCUCACCUCCCACGACUGGCGCAUAAGCCACGGUCUCUCUCAUCACCUCUUCACCAACACGAGAUACGACCUGGAGGUCGUAGCACUAGAGCCUUUGCUGGUGUUCCUGCCGAAACGGGACAAGAGCUUCCUUCAGCGUUACGCGGCUCAGGUCUACGAAGUCCUGCUCUUGCCCUUCGGGUUCUUCGUCGAGUUGAUCAAGAGGAUCCAGAUCGUGGCGACGGGGCAGACGACCUUCAGGCCUGAAAAUCUUCUUCCUUUUCUCGAGUUGUUUGUGAUGUGUGGGCUGGCGUCGUCGGCGGUCACGGGACUGAAGCUGUGGUUGGUAGUACACGCAGCCUCCAGCACCUGGUUCAGUGGCAUAGGCGUAGUCGUCGCCCAUCAUCACCCAGAGAUAUAUCAUGACGGAGACACGUUCAGAGAAAACCCGGACUGGGGUCUGUGUCAGCUGGAUGCGGUCAGAGACAGAAUUGAAGUGAAAGGCAACCUGUUCCUGGUGUGUACAACCUUCGGCGACCAUAGCCUUCAUCACCUCUUGCCAACCGUCGAUCACUCAAAACUAGACGCACUCUACCCUGCGUUUUUCGAGACCUGUCGGGAAUUUAACAUUCCGUUUGAAUUUCUGAGCCACUGGGAACUGGCUCGUGGGACCUACCAGCAAUUAGCGAGAAAUGAACCAAACCCAAAUCCACCUGGAUACAAAGUUAAACACGACUGAAAGAAAUAACAAAUAAUAUUCCGAUAUUUUUCUAUGUAACCUUCAGGGCAUCGUGUUGUUGAUACUGGUGUCUUGUGCCUUGUGCUGUUUUGAUUUUAUUUGGCUGGUUUUUGCUUAUUAUUUUGAGCUACGUUGCAGAUGUAUGCGAAUAAUAAUAAAAAAAAUAAAAUAAGCAGACACUGGCAAUAAUGUGGGGUUUUGUAUGGAUUAAUUUGAAAACAUUUUAGAAAUUCAGAUUGUUAAACCAGUCUAAAUUCAGGAGAGUUACACCACUAGUCCUAUUCAUUUUUCGAUUGGCUAUAUUUAGCUUUAAGGUUUAGGAUAAAAAGUCUAGUUAAACCUAAGAUUACCCGUAUUAUAACCUCCUGCCUUAUUUUCUUUAAUAAAAACUGAGCUAUAUAUA